This is a messenger RNA of Sipha flava (yellow sugarcane aphid), 1230 nucleotides long. It is a transcript of the gene St2, whose product is annotated as estrogen sulfotransferase. NCBI's taxonomy places the organism in Eukaryota, Metazoa, Arthropoda, Insecta, Hemiptera, Aphididae. Gene Ontology annotation, cellular component: cytoplasm. Gene Ontology annotation, biological process: sulfation. Gene Ontology annotation, molecular function: sulfotransferase activity. The coding region runs from base 125 to 1099 and encodes 324 amino acids. The transcript has 4 exons. The record is from RefSeq and is a predicted model, not a curated record.
UUAUUACUUUUCGAAUUCAGUUAAAUUAGAUCGCUCAGUGAAGCUGGUCGUUUCUGUUUUUAAAGUUAUACUUUAAAUAUAAUUAUAUUCUUUUACUUUAAUUUUAUCAUUCGAAUUUACAAAGAUGUACAUUAAGUACGAAAAUCUGGAGGACAAAUUCAUUAAACGAUUGGACGAUAUGUUCGGCGUGAAAGAUUGUCUAAUCGAAGUGAACCCUGGUAAAUGUAUACUUCCGCCAAAGUACAAGGAUUUAGGCGAGAGAAUUAGAAACAUGGAGGUCAGACCUGAUGAUAUAUGGCUGGUGUCGUAUCCUAGAACAGGAAGUACUUGGGCUCAAGAAAUGGUUUGGUGUAUUUGCAAUGACUUGGAUUUCGUAAAAGCUAAGAGCAUGCUUGGACAACAAAGGACACCAUUAUUGGAGUUGACGGCCAUCAUGGGCAACGACACGAGUAAAUUUAAAGAACAGAUCGGCAACUCGGUAGAACAAGUGGAAAACAUGGCUUCGCCCAGGUUCAUAAAAACGCAUUUGCCAGUUCCGUUGUUGCCUGAGCAGCUGAACGAGGUGAAACCGAAAAUCGUCUACGUGACGCGCAACCCAAAGGACAUGUGCGUGUCUUAUUACCACUACUGCAAGCUGGUGCACGGCUUGCAAGGUUCGUUCGACGACUUUUGCGACCUGUUCAUCCAAGGGAAAACGCCCAUCGGGCCCAUUUGGGAUCACAUCCUGGGCUUCUGGGAACAGCGGGACAAGCCGAACGUGUUGUUCCUGAAGUACGAGGACAUGAAAAAGGAUCUGAGAACGGCCAUCGGACAAGUGUCGCGUUUCCUCGGCAAGACAUUAACGGAGGAACAGGUGUCUGCGCUCGAGGACCACUUGAGCUUCAGCAGCAUGAAAAAGAAUCCUGCUCUCAACUUAGAACCAAUCUUGGCCAUGAUGGAGAAGCCCGCCUUAAAUGAUACGAAUCCCGACGAAACGUUCAUCAGAAAGGGAAAAGUCGGUGACUGGAAAAAUUACAUGUCCCAAGAGUUAUCGGAUAAAUUCGACAAGUUCACCGAAGAAAAUUUAAAAGGGACAACCCUUGUUUUUGAUACAAACUAACUAAUAUGAUUACGUUUCAUUGUUCAUAGUAUUAUCUUAAUUUAUAAGUGUCUCUACGGUAUAAUUAAAACUAAGUAUGUAUAGUUCUACGAUUUAAUUGGAUUCCGUAACAUUAUAUUUCUUAAAACUCA